This is a messenger RNA of Pocillopora meandrina, 3347 nucleotides long. The record is from the annotation of a GenBank genome assembly. NCBI's taxonomy places the organism in Eukaryota, Metazoa, Cnidaria, Anthozoa, Scleractinia, Pocilloporidae.
AUGGCGACGUCGACAGACUUUCCGUUAGAAGGACUUACAGGAAGGCCUAUCGAUUAUGAAGAUGCCACUUGGAUUCUCACUAGUGCCUUUAUUGUCUUUACCAUGCAGUCAGGGUUUGGACUCAUUGAAUCGGGUAAGUAGUGUAUUCAUCAGGCACAACGAAUUAUUGAAACUGUUAAGAGAAACCUUGACAAAUUUGUUAUGUAGAGCUAAAAAGAAGAGAUAGAAAACAAUCUUGAAUAAUUUGAGAUAUUUCUCUGUUUAUCAGAGUUUCCAUUUUUGCAAUGCAUGCGGGGUAUCUAAACAAAUACUUGCCAAUCCUCUUUUUUUUCUCGGAUCAGAAAAAGGGGUAAGCUAGGACCAUUCAGUUUAUACAACAUGGUCAAUAUAAAACUCUCACGCAUUCGGAAAAUCGGGUUUUGCCUCGAGGUAAGGUUUCGCAUUCAACAAUAAUAAACAAAAAAGGUCAAUAUUCGAACCAAUGAUCCAACUAAGGUAACAACAAACUUACAGGUCAAAGACAUUUUAGAUAUGUCGAUGUAGUAUGACGACCAUUCGAGCUUAUGCUGAAGAGCUUUUCCUUCAUAGCAUUCGGUGAAGAGGGGUGUGGGUAGGGGGCUCAGGUUUUUGGUUCGUCUCCAUGUCUGUCGAGAAUGUUGCAUGCUUAUAUUGUUUGUUGCCCAAAACUGUUUCCGUCCUGUCACAAGCAAAUCUAAGGUAUAUACUUUUAUACACAACGAAAAGUCACAGGUAUAAAUUGUUUAUGCUCUUUUUCAGGAAUGGUUACGAUAAAAAACGAGACAAACAUAAUGGUCAAGAACGCCAUUGAUAUUAUCUUUAGUGGUCUAUCUUUCUGGUUAUUUGGUUUCGGAUUAAGCUUUGGAGUAGACGAAGGUACGAACGCCUUCGCAGGGGUCGGAUAUUUCCUCACAGAAGUACCUAUCGACAAAGGAGAAGUUUAUGCCAUGUACUUCUUCCAAAUGGCACUGGCUUCCACAGCGACCACAAUUGUGUCCGGAUCUAUGGCCGAACGAACGAAUCUCAAGGCUUACAUGCUGUAUUCCUUCGUGAGCACGCUGUCAACGUGUUUUCCAACUCACUGGAUCUGGGGCAAGAAGGGACUUCUCAAGGAACUUGGUGUCAUCGACAUCGCCGGUUGCUCUGGAGUGCAUUUAGUCGGAGGAGCCGCAGGACUCGCUGCUGCAGUCAUGUUAGGGCCUAGAUUAGGUCGUUUUGAUGACAACAAGAAAAGGCUCCAGCCUUGUUCCAUGACUAAUGUGCUGUUAGGAACGUUCAUGUUGUGGUGGGGCUGGCUGGGGUUUAACUGUGGCAGCACCUUUGGUAUCACUGGAGGUAAGAAGUGUAAUGACUGAUCUGGGCUUGAGUUUUUUUAAGUCUCAAUCUUUAUUUUGCUCAGUUUGCCGUUGCUUUAUUUGUAGAAAAAUGGAAGUUAGCCGCUCGUGCAGCAGUUGUCACAUUAAAUGGUUCAAUCGGUGGAGGUAUCGUCGCAAUCGCUUACAGUUACCUCCAAGAUGCAGAAACAUUAGACGUUCCAACAUUCGUAACUGGAAUCCGUGGCGGUCUGGUGUCAGUUACAGGUAUAUGUGCUCUUGCCCGACCAUGGGAAGGAAUUUUGAUUGGACUGUUUGGUGGAAUGUUCGCCUGCUUAUUGUCUGACGCCAUGAUUAAACUUAAGAUUGAUGAUCCGGUCAACUGCGUUGCCACCCAUGCCGGAGCAGCAGUCUGGGGUAUGAUUGCUGUGGCUCUAUUUGCUGAACAAGAGGAAAACGAAGGAUUCUCAGAGGAAAAGGGCCUAUUUAAAGUGAGUUUUAUGCAAUUGACACAGCUGGCAAAGAUUGCAGCGACAUUUAUGAUUGCAGCGACAUUUAUAAUUGCAACUAGACAGGACAGGCAUGGUUUGUGAUUUUAAAUCAGUGUGCCCUCGCGUUUUUUUUCUUCAUGUAUUAUUUGUAACCAAGUAUUCGAUUUCCUUAGUAAUAAUAAUAACAGUAGAAUAAUAAUCGUAACAGUCUUUAUUUUUACUUUUUGGGUUCCUCGAUUUUUAAUUCAUUACCUUAAACUACACUGUUAGUUUGGAGUUGUAGUACAAGGUGAAUUUAUCGGGAGUCGGCGGUGGAGAUAUGAAAGUCUGGCAAGGAUCUUCGAUGUAGUCUGGGCGUGGAGGGCCAUCAAAACAAACACAUCUAAUCAAAAAAAAAUUCAUGACUAUAAUUAUGAAACACAAAUACAAAUGACAUCAACUAAAAUAGAUACUUUUCAUAACGAGCACGGGUCAAAAAAAUCUGAUUUUCUCGCCUUUGCAAAUGAAAACAAACCAAAAACUGAGCGAGUUAAAAUACUUUCGCGGUUCUUAUUUACCUGACCCCCCCUCUGAUCUGGCGGAAAAUUUUUUAUAAUUCUCCCUUUAUAUUCUGUUGACGACGAUUACCCCAGAAAUCCUCUGAACCCCUACCUCCCCCCUCUUUUGUAGUUACUAUCCUAUAUAUAUUUUAAUGAUUUCUUAGUUUUUAAUUCUUAAUCAGCAGGACCCAGUUGAUAACAGUACUUUUGUAUUGAAGAAGUAUCCUGGAUAAAUAUUUCGACGAUUAUUAUUAUUAUUAUUAUUAUUAUUAUUAUUAUUAUUAUUAUUAUUAUUAUGGAGUGCAAUUGACGGUUGAGAAAUAAGUUAAAGGUGCAGUGUCGUGGAUUUAACAUGUAUCCCUUGAUUCUACAUUCACCCUCUCCUGUCUCGGUUGUCACCAAGUUAUUUUUAUUGCGGAAAGAAAAUAUAUGCUAACUAGAGACAUAAUUGUUUCUUGAAGGGAGGCAGCUGGCGACUGCUUGGUGUCCAGUUGCUUGCAUGUCUUGUAACAGCAGCUUGGGCAGUCGUGACGACAGUUAUUCAACUUUUUCUGAUCGAGAAGACAAUUGGAAUACGACUUACGCGGGAGGAAGAGUUACAGGGAUGCGACUUUGUAGAGCAUGGAAUCGGGGAAGAAACUGGGGACGAGAAAAAAGGUGAGGAGGCCCCACAGCUGGAGAGCUCCAGCGCACCGAACCGUCUUGUAUCUGCUCAACGGAGAAAUGUAACUGAAAGGGAACAGAGUCAGGGAAAAGAUCAAGCUUCAAAAAAUUCCAGCCAGAAUCGUAUAUUUAGUUCCACAGAUAUAGGAAAAGACAACGAGGGCUCACGAAAUUCGAACGAACUGCCAUCGAUGUGCAGUAUCGAGUCGGAUAUUGAGGAACUUCUGAGGCAAGAAUCAUGUUAUCCUAUGAUUAAACAAAAGGGUACCUUAGACAAAUGUGUACAAGUUAUCUGCGAACAUGGUGUGUUGAUUGAACUGUAA